AUGGAAAAGCUUGUAGAUCUUCCGUUUGAAGUAUUGGAAAUAAUAUUUCAACAAAUAAAUCAUCACAUGGUAAUAGCCUUAAUGCCAUUACAUUCUCAAUUUCACAAAAUAGGUCAAAAAAAGUUAUACAAAAAUAUUCAUAUUUAUGUCAAAUGUAAUUCAAUAAAAGAUUCCUCUACUGAAGCAAAUAAGCCAAAACACACAUCCGGCAAUAGGUGGAGAGCUCAUAAGGACAUUUUGAAUGACUUUACUAGAAAGUUUACCGUAAUUUCAUUAUGUUGUUUUUAUAACAACAUAAUUAUGAAAAAAAUCGAUAGAUAUCAGCAUGUUCAACAUCUAAGUAUUGAAGAUGUGGAAUCAGUGUUUUAUCCUCGAAACUCAUUAUCUAGAGAGUAUCCUGAAGGAGCUCCAUCUUUAAGGAAAAUUUUUAAGUAUUUUAAAAAUUUAGAUUAUGUUAGUUUUGCUAUGUCAAACAACCAACUUGAUUCAAAAAACAUAGACAGUUCUCAUGAUUUAAUGGUUGGUGUAAUUUCUUGGGGUGUAUUUUAUUAUCUACGUGAUUUUGUUGCAGCUUUGGAGCGUAAUUAUCAAGUGUCAUAUAAUUUCUUAUAUGAUAAUCUCAAAAGUUUUAAAUUUUACUUUCUUCCAUCCCAUAGUUCAGGAAUGAGGUACAACUGCGACACUGAUUUAAUUGGAUCAAUUAAUACAUUUAAUAAAAUCAAUUCAUUCAAAAAGCUUGAAGAAUUACAUCUUGUAUUUGAAAACCUCGUUGACUUGAUGGAUCCAUCAUUGCUUGGUAGAUUAAAUAAAAUAAACUGCAAAUUGAAGAAACUUGAUUUAACAUUUUGGGGAAAGCUCAAAUAUUCUGAUCAUUGGGAUAGUCAAGCCUUUUACGCUCGGUCGAAACCUGGAAAAUGGUUAUUCACAUUAAAUGAAUUUUUUGAUACAAAAGAAAUUAUCUCGUUGUCAUUAGAUUAUCAUAACAAAACAUAUUCUGCGGAUCAUUAUAUUUUUCAAGAGUUCAAUUUUGAGGAGAUAUUAUGCAAUGCAAACUUACCAAAAUUGAGAAAUUUAGUUCUAUCAUCACCAACUUUAGAUUUGAAACUGAUUGAUGUGUCAAACUUACAUAAAUUGUUAAUAUGUACCGAAAUUGCUAACGAUAAGUAUGCUGCAGAAAUUGCCAAACUUUAUCUUAUAAAUUCGAAUUUAAGAUUAUCUUGGUGGCCUCGAUUUAUGAGUCAAGUAAAACAUGAGUUUUGUACAUGGGAUAACUUGCAAAUAAACACGCCUGAUUAUUUUCAAGUUAUAUCUUGUCAAUGGCCUUCAUAUCUCUUCACAAGUGAUAAAAUUUCAAUUGAAAGAAUUGAGUCAACUUCUGAUAAAAAAGGUCUUGUCAAUCACAAUCAUUUAAAACAACUAGACAUUGGUUUAAAAAACGAAUACUCAAUUGAGGAACUUUAUGAAAUGGAUCUUUUUAAUACUUUUAUCAUUGAGAAGUCUGUUUUAGAAGUUAUCAAGAGAAAUGAGCAUAUUCCAUUUUUAAGUAAGUAG
Molecule: messenger RNA, 1551 nt
Organism: Lodderomyces pseudojiufengensis
Lineage: Eukaryota; Fungi; Ascomycota; Pichiomycetes; Serinales; Debaryomycetaceae
Exons: 1
Coding region: 1-1551 (516 amino acids)
Source: RefSeq, a predicted model, not a curated record